Neoarthrinium moseri is the source of this 657-nucleotide messenger RNA. RefSeq lists its product as uncharacterized. Gene Ontology annotation, molecular function: acireductone dioxygenase [iron(II)-requiring] activity. Lineage: Eukaryota; Fungi; Ascomycota; Sordariomycetes; Amphisphaeriales; Apiosporaceae. The coding region runs from base 1 to 657 and encodes 218 amino acids. The transcript has 4 exons. The record is from RefSeq and is a predicted model, not a curated record.
AUGAGGGCAUACUACUACGACAACGUCGAGGUGAGCCAGACUCCCCCCGCUAUCACGCAAUCCACCACAGCAAAUGUCGCUCCCUCCGUGCAAAGGCAUCGCGGACGAGCAGCGGCAGCGGCAGACGUAGUAGCAAUCCCAACACCCUCGAAAGCCACCGCUAGCAUCGGCGACCAGCGCCUCCCACACGACUCGGGCCGCGACCUGGCCGCGGCCGACCUCGAGAAGCUGGGCGUGCUGUACUACCGGCUGCCGGACGUGUCCGGGGUCGACGAGCUGGCGUCGCAGCGCGGCUACCGCAACCGCGACGAGAUCACCGUCAGCCCCGAGAAGAUGGGCGCUGUCUACGAGGACAAGGUCAAGUCCUUCUUCCACGAGCACCUGCACGAGGACGAGGAGAUCCGCUACAUCCGCGACGGCCGCGGCUACUUCGAUGUCCGCAGCAAGGGCGACGACUGGGUGCGCAUCCAGCUCGAGAAGGACGACCUGAUUAUCCUGCCCGCGGGCAUUUACCACCGCUUCACCACGGAUGCAGACAACUAUAUCCAGGCCAUGCGCCUUUUCAAGGACGAGCCCAAGUGGACGCCUCUGAACAGGGCACCCGAGCUUGACUCCAACGAGCACCGCCAGGUUUACGUUUCUCAAUUCCUGAAGUAG